This is a messenger RNA of Pyrgilauda ruficollis (rufous-necked snowfinch), 1298 nucleotides long. RefSeq names its product VPS26, retromer complex component A (gene VPS26A). The record is from RefSeq and is a predicted model, not a curated record. The coding region runs from base 75 to 1100 and encodes 341 amino acids. Gene Ontology annotation, cellular component: retromer complex; endosome. Gene Ontology annotation, biological process: retrograde transport, endosome to Golgi; intracellular protein transport. Lineage: Eukaryota; Metazoa; Chordata; Aves; Passeriformes; Passeridae. The transcript is spliced from 9 exons.
GAGAUCAUAGCUAAUCUCGGAGGAGUGCAGUUGAAAUAUUUACAUGCAGUCUCCUGAGAAGUGAUGUGUUCCCAAUGUUUGGUAUGGUUGACCAUUUAAAUGGUCAGCCUGUAAUUCAGAAGAGUUUUCUUGGAAACCUUUUCGUUCCUGUUUGUGAGAUUGAUGUUGUACUUAAUGAUGCCGAAACACGGAAACCUGCAGAAAUCAAAACAGAAGAUGGUAAAGUAGAGAAGCAUUUUCUCUUCUACGAUGGAGAAUCUGUUUCAGGAAAGGUGAACGUCUCCCUUAAACAUGGGAAGAGACUAGAGCACCAAGGAAUUAGAAUUGAAUUUGUAGGACAAAUUGAACUCUUCAAUGACAAAAGCAAUACCCAUGAAUUUGUAAAUUUAGUGAAAGAACUGGCCUUACCCGGAGAACUGACCCAAAGCAGAAACUAUGACUUUGAAUUCAUGCAGGUUGAAAAGCCAUAUGAGUCCUACAUUGGUGCCAACGUCAGACUGAGGUAUUUUCUAAAAGUGACAAUAGUGAGACGGCUGUCAGACUUGGUGAAAGAAUAUGAUCUGAUUGUUCACCAGCUCGCUACAUACCCAGAUGUAAACAACUCCAUCAAAAUGGAAGUAGGCAUUGAAGACUGUCUCCACAUAGAGUUUGAAUACAAUAAGUCAAAGUAUCACUUAAAGGAUGUGAUUGUUGGAAAAAUUUAUUUCCUCUUAGUGAGAAUAAAAAUUCAGCACAUGGAGUUGCAGCUGAUCAAAAAGGAGAUUACUGGAAUUGGACCCAGUACCACAACAGAGACUGAAACUAUUGCAAAGUACGAAAUAAUGGAUGGUGCACCGGUUAAAGGUGAAUCGAUCCCUAUAAGAUUGUUCUUGGCAGGCUAUGACCCAACUCCAACAAUGAGGGAUGUGAACAAAAAAUUUUCAGUGAGGUACUUCUUAAAUCUGGUGCUUGUGGAUGAAGAAGACAGACGAUACUUCAAACAGCAGGAAAUAAUUUUAUGGAGAAAAGCUCCUGAGAAGCUUAGGAAACAACGGACAAACUUCCACCAGCGAUUUGAAUCUCCAGAGUCACAAGCAUCUGCUGAGCAACCUGAAAUGUGAACUGGUCUAAGGUGAAAAACUUUGCUUCAGUGCUUCAGCAGGUUAAAGAUGGCAGCAGCCUGUGGGAAAAGAAGGCCAGAAUUCCCAUUACAACUGUCUUCCUUCAUCUUGCAGUGCUGCGUUUACCAUGCUACUAAAGCGUUCUUCAGUUAAACAUUCAAGUAUGUAUAUACAUUUAAAAUAAAGUGCUUUCUCAAA